Molecule: messenger RNA, 5193 nt
Organism: Anopheles coustani
Lineage: Eukaryota; Metazoa; Arthropoda; Insecta; Diptera; Culicidae
Product: protein toll-like
Exons: 4
Coding region: 555-3464 (969 amino acids)
Biological process (GO): immune response; toll-like receptor signaling pathway
Cellular component (GO): membrane
Molecular function (GO): protein binding; transmembrane signaling receptor activity
Source: RefSeq, a predicted model, not a curated record
AAAGACGAACACGAUCACAUCGCACGGCGCAAGAGCAGCGCCGAUAGUCUUACCCAACGAACGGCGAUCGGCCGCCAUCGGCCGUGUGACAGAUGUAGGCAGCCUCACGCCACGGAGCUGCGCCUCGGUGGACCAUUAGCCCCAAUACGCCGCAGCGCAUGAUUCAGAUUAGUGAGGUGCGAUCGAUAGAGCAUAGUGUGCGCUGGAGAACCCGUGAGGUCGUGCGGGCAUCUUGCGGUCGCAUUGACGUAUGGGAAAAUCCCGUCCUAUCAAUCCGGUAGAUUGUGUUUAUACCCGUCGUCCGCCGCACGUUGCUUUGUUUGCCUCGCUCGCGUGUGUAUUUCCGUUGCCAAGUGGUGACGCGCACGGCACCGUCAUCACCCUCUAAUAGAGAUCAGCGCCAAAAGCGCAUACGGCAGUCAGCUGAAAAGGCACAACAAAUCAUCGAAUCGAUGUGGAUACUAUUAAAUAUUAGAACAAGACUUAACACAAGCCAAGCAUCGUAGAUUUUCUGGGACGCAUCGCAGUUUAACAUCAAGUUACCAGACAGCACCAUGGUUGUAGGAGUGUGGCAGGUCUGCCUGCCACUUCUUGCGUUGAUGGCAUUGCUGGCGCAGGGGAGCGUCAUUUGUCCACAAGAGUGCUACGAAUGUAGCCCUACAAAGGUAGAAUGUCCGAGGUUUACCCUCGAGGUAAAGUUAAUCAAAACCAGGAAGCACCUGCUUGUGCGCUGCAAAAGUGGGUACAGCUUCACGGACAUGGUGCCGAAUAGUUUAAAGGAUCUGGAUUUUUACGACCAGCUGACAUUAGCGAAAUGUCCCAUUCCCGAGAAUCGCUCGCUAACAGACACGCUCUCUAUGCUGGGCCCUCUCACCCACCUGAAGGAUUUGUACUUCGUGGAAAACUUAGACAGUGCCCCACUGGAACCAGUGCUUUUCGAGGGGCUCGAUUCGUUGGAAAUUCUUUUGCUGAAGAACGUCACCCAGCACCCGAUCGUGGCGUCCGAUCUGUUUAAGCACAUACCACACCUCAAGUGGCUUGAUCUGCGGCUGUACGAUGGAGCGACCCUUCCGGCAGAUUUGCUCCGUCCGCUCCAAGCCUUGACAACGCUCGAGUAUCAGCAGAACGCGCACGUAAAGGAACUAGCGCCCGGCUUUUUCUCCAAUCUACCGCAGCUCAACAAAUUUGUCAUCUACAGCAAUGGGCUGACAAGGCUGGAACGUUUCGUGGGUUUACCUAACCUGAAACAGCUAUCCAUGCGCAGCAACCAAUUGGAACAGCUCCCGGCGGACAUGUUCACCGAGGUGCCCCAGCUAACUGAGCUGGACUUGCGACAAAAUCGUCUCACAUCACUACCCGAUAACCUAUUGGCUGGGCUUACGCAGCUGGAAACGCUCGAUCUGUCCCUCAACGGACUUCUACACCUGCCGGACACGCUACUGAAAGACCAACGCCACCUAAGAUACCUCAACCUGGGCUACAACCGGCUGACCAGCCUGAACGACAAAGUGUUUGAAAAUCUGAAAGCACUUAACACGCUGCACCUCGAAUACAAUCGGCUGCGAAUAAUCGAGAAGAAUGCAUUCAUGGCGCAUGGCCAAACGCUGUCCGAGCUGGACCUGAGCCACAACAACCUUUCCUUCGGCGACAACGUUAUGUACGAAAAUGGUAUAGCCCUGGUGGGUUGGUAUACACCGAUAUUGAACCUGGAAAAGAUCACCAUCCUGAAUCUGUCCCAUAACGCCAUUGGGAAGCUUUUCAAAGGUUUCGACGAUUACAUGGCCGACCUGCACACCGUUGAUCUGUCGCACAACGCCAUCGAGAGCUUGGACUUCGCCCAACUCAGUUUCAGUGCAAACGUUGCAUGGCUUAACCUGGCAAACAAUCGGAUCCGAAGCGUGAAAGUUUCCGACGUGUCCACGAAAAAGUUUCCCAAGCAGAUCAUCCUAAACAACAACCCCAUUCGAUGUGACUGCAAUGUGCACGCGUUGCUGGCAUUCUUGAAGAAAGAACCACGGUUCGUAGUGAACGAGUUGAGGUGCGAUGAACCAACGGUGCUCCAGCGGACGAAGGUGAGCGACGUGCCACCGCUGGCACUGACGUGCGAUUAUACCGAAAGCAGCUGUCCGUCCGAGUGCGACUGCCAGAUCCGACCGGAGGAUCGUGUGCUGCUGGUGGACUGCUCUGCACGCAACCUAACCACGGUGCCGACGCUGCACCCACCGAAGGACAACAAAUACCGUGUCGUUGAUCUGCGGCUGCAGGAUAACCUGCUCGAUGCACUCCCCGACACAACCGCGGUGUCGGCAUGGGAGACGGUGUAUCGACUGAAUGUCAGCAACAACCGGCUGGAUGCACUGGAGACUAGCAAUCUACCGUUCCAGCUGGAGAUGCUCGACGUGAGCGGCAAUCGACUGCGGGCUUUCGGAGACGGAGUCGCGCAGCAGCUGAAGCUUCUGCGAAACGUUCAUCUGAAAGCCAAUCCCUGGGAGUGUGCGUGCGGCGCGGAGCUGCUCAAUUUCGUUCAAGCGAACUCCACUCGCAUCACCGACUUCGAGGCGAUGCAGUGCGAAAGCGGCCAGAACAUCACCAUGAACCUGCAGAACGAACUGUGCGACAACCAGUGGAAAGCGGUUGCUGCGAUCUGCGGGAUCGUGGCGGUGUUCUUUGCCAUUGCGGUGGUGCUUGUAUCGUUCGGUUACCGCUACCAGCACGAGGUGAAGGUGUGGCUGUUCACGCACAACUGGCUCCAGUGGCUGACGAGCGAGGAGGAGCUCGACAAGGACAAGGUGUACGACGCGUUCGUGUCCUACUCGCACAAGGAUGAGGACUUCAUAACCGAGCACCUGGUGCCGAAGCUCGAGAACGCACCGAUGAACUUCCGGGUCUGCUGGCACGUGCGGGACUUUAUGCCGGGCGAGAUGAUAUCCACCCAGAUCACCAAAGCGGUGGAAGAAUCGCGGCGCACCAUCAUCGUGCUUUCCACAAACUAUCUCGAAUCGGUCUGGGGCCAGAUGGAAUUCAAAACCGCCUACCUGCAGUCGAUCGAGGACAAGCGCAACCGGGUGAUAGCCAUCGUCUACGACGACAUCGGCAACGUGGAAGACCUCGACCCGGAGCUGCGCGCGUACCUCCGGACGAACACCUACGUCCGGUGGGGUGACCCAUGGUUCUGGGACAAGCUGCGCUACGCCAUGCCGCAUCCGGGCCGCGUCAAGGGUAGGCAGAUCAACAACAACAUGCGUAUGGCCACGAUGGACAAACUGGAACUGAUCAAAACUCUCCAAAACGGUAGAGCUCCAGCUGGAGAUGGGGACGCUUCCCCGACACAGGAAAGCACUCCACCCAUCGAGCACGUCGUAAAGGAAAUCGAUGGCCCGCUGGCCAAGCUCUACGCAUCGACGCCGGCGACGCCCGUCUUCACGAUCAGCAACACCAAGCUAGACCUACACGCUCCCGAGUGACUCCCUGGCCUGCUUCACACGGAGCGGCACUGCUCGUACCAAGGCGACUGAAUCACAAUGAACAGGAACUUUCAGAAAGCAACGAAACACAAUGAAAAUGUAGGAAAUCUCCGGUACAUCACAGUACCCAACAGGAAAUCUCAGUGCGUACUUUUCCUACUUUUGAAAGGAAUGAUAUACGCAGUUUUAGUCAUAACAGUGCCUUCGCUUAUAUCGCCCCCCUUAGUGUAAUAACAUGUUGUUUUGCAAUGGGUGACCAGAUUAUUAUAUAAGUCCAAUGAUAUGUCAGAACAAAAACGAAAAACAUUUCAAUUGCUUACAAAUACCUUUAAAACUACUCUAGACUUUUGGAUCGUGUUCAACGUACGAUACACGACGCGCUCGCUAAAACUGGUACUCUACAAAACAACACUUCUAUACGGUGCAACCAACAGCUUCCAUUAUUCUGUAGAAAGCCUUUCCUGAUACAUUGAAAAAUAUUCAAAUUCACGAGGUACAAAAGAAAAAACAGCAUUAGAUAAACGCGAAAACCAGAAGCCGCGAAACACUGAGAAAGGCUAGGUUUGCUAAGGUCAACAUGUCUGACCAUGUGAUUGUUACUAUGUUAUUGACCGAUCAGUGGAAUUUGGGCAAUCAGCGUGCCGUUUUAAACCACUUGACGACACUUCUUAAUCCACGCUGCGUCCAUAGAAAUAAAGAGAACAUCCACAUGAUAGUUGAUGCGGAUGGUAAAGGGAUGAUAUACUCAGUUUUAGUCAUGAGAAUAUUAAGAAUGCCUUCGCUUGUGUCGCUACUUCUAUGCAAGAACGUUAUGUUUUGCAAUGGAAGACCAGAAUACGCUAUGUCAUAGGUUAGCUAGCAGAACAAAAUGAAGCAUAUCAAAUACCGCUCUUACUACUCUAGACUAUUAUCACGUGUACAAGAUAUGAAUACAAUACGCUUCUUUUUAUAUUUUCGAUUAUUCUGUUAACCGAACUUCCAUAGAUCUGAUUAACUCAAUCAUAAAAAAAUUAAAUUUAUAAGGCACAGAAGAGAAAACAGUUUAGACACACGCGUUAAACGCGUCAAGCAAUGUCGAGAAAUAAAAGCUUGUCUGUGCAACAAAAUAGUCGGAUACAUUUGUGAUUUAUACAAAGUGUUUGACCCGUCAGCGGUUCUAGCGACACUUUGGCACUCCUUUUUGCCAUUUCGAACCAUUUUACCACAUUUCGCCAUACUUCAUCGUCCAACAAAAAAAAGAGUUAACGCGCGAUUUGUUUACUUUUGCAGUUAGAGUACUUAUAUAAGUUUCUCACAUGAGAGAGAGAGAGCUACCUCCGUACACCCAAGUCCAGAUAAUAAUUAAAAACAAGAAAUAGUCCAGAAAAGUUUGGCAAGGAAUUGUGUACAUUUAUAGAAUUAGAAAAGGGUUAUGGAUCGAGGGAUCGAAUUAUUACUGUUAACUUCUGCUAACAGACGUUAGAUGUUGUUUUGUUAAUGUUGUUUUUCAGAAGGUCAUGGGAACAAAUUUGUUAGACGGAGGAAGGAAACUUGAUGAUGCAUCAGGAAUGAAACGAACUGUUCCGCCAGCAUUUGCAUUGAAAAGAAACGAGGCGCCUACCCUCAGUACAAUAAUACUGGGCGGAUGCAAGUAUGACAACAUCCUGCCAGGCUCAGCAGAGCGAUAGUGCUAUAUUGACCGUUUUAUCGUAUUGACGAAUAAAUAUAGUUAAUAAAUAUAUUUUGAUGU